Molecule: messenger RNA, 2652 nt
Organism: Asparagus officinalis (garden asparagus)
Lineage: Eukaryota; Viridiplantae; Streptophyta; Magnoliopsida; Asparagales; Asparagaceae
Exons: 6
Coding region: 241-2478 (745 amino acids)
Source: RefSeq, a predicted model, not a curated record
UCAAAAUACGAUGGUUCGUAAAUUGUUCUGGUUCAGUGUUAGAAACGAGACAACGACCUUAGAUUUCCCCCCCAAAUAAAAAAAAUGGUAAUUUCAUUCAUCUCGCUUUAGUAUUAAUUUAUUAUUUGAACUACAUCUCUAUGGGAUGAACAUUAAUCAUGAUAUUAUAACACAUUGAAUAUUAUUCACUAUACGGGAUGAACAUUAUAUAAGCCAACAGUGAACGUUUGUGGGUGAUGAAUGAUUUGGAAGUGGACAUGGAAACUGACUGAGAGUUGUCCUGAAGGAAGGGGGAUCAUACAUUUCAUCAUGGCCGGUGAACAAAAGGUAACCGUUAGUUUUUUGGUGGACAAGGCGAAGAAAAGGGUGGUGCUGGCCGAAGCGGACAGCGACUUUGUAGACAUGCUCUUCAGCUUCCUCACCCUGCCACUGGGAACCGUCGUCAGGCUCCUCAACAACCAAUCUAAUUUUGGAUGCAUGGACAAAUUGUAUGGGAGCGUCGAGACUCUUGAUGUGCGCAAUUUCCAGACUGAGGCAUGCAAGACCAUGCUUCUCUUCCCUCAAAGCGCUGCAGCUGAACGAUGCGAAGAUCUGAAAGUAAAUAUUGAUAGCACGGAGCCUAAGCCGAGGCUUGCCUAUGCUUGUCGAAAGCCCGAUUGUUGUUCCAAGGCCACCUGCUUGGCUAGCUCUGUUUCGAAUGCACGGUGUCCUCACUGCCGAGAAACUAUGGAUUCACCUAAAACGUGGGCUAAAGGGGAUGUGCAAUUUGUCAAGAGUGGAGAUAAGUUUAUGAUUACCGAUGACCUUCUUAUAAGUCUAUUUUCUAUGGAGAAUUACCUGUCUUUAAUUCAGAAACUGGGAGUAGAAGAUGCAUGCAUUCUCGAGGAGAAGGUUAUGGAUCUUGGUAUUGAAGAGGAGCGAAAAGAUCAGGAAGCGGAGCAAAACCCUGGAAACCCCCAAGAGGAGGAGGAGGAAGAAGAAGAAGAAGGUUGUCCUGAAGGAAGGGGGAUCAUACAUUUCAUCAUGGCCGGUGAACAAAAGGUAACCGUUAGUUUUUUGGUGGACAAGGCGAAGAAAAGGGUGGUGCUGGCUGAAGCGGACAGCGACUUUGUAGACAUGCUCUUCAGCUUCCUCACCCUGCCACUGGGAACCGUCGUCAGGCUCCUCAACAACCAAUCUAAUUUUGGAUGCAUGGACAAAUUGUAUGGGAGCGUCGAGACUCUUGAUGUGCGCAAUUUCCAGACUGAGGCAUGCAAGACCAUGCUUCUCUUCCCUCAAAGCGCUGCAGCUGAACGAUGCGAAGAUCUGAAAGUAAAUAUUGAUAGCACGGAGCCUAAGCCGAGGCUUGCCUAUGCUUGUCGAAAGCCCGAUUGUUGUUCCAAGGCCACCUGCUUGGCUAGCUCUGUUUCGAAUGCACGGUGUCCUCACUGCCGAGAAACUAUGGAUUCACCUAAAACGUGGGCUAAAGGGGAUGUGCAAUUUGUCAAGAGUGGAGAUAAGUUUAUGAUUACCGAUGACCUUCUUAUAAGUCUAUUUUCUAUGGAGAAUUACCUGUCUUUAAUUCAGAAACUGGGAGUAGAAGAUGCAUGCAUUCUCGAGGAGAAGGUUAUGGAUCUUGGUAUUGAAGAGAUAUUGACAUUGCUUGGAAGAUUUCUGGUCUCCAAUUCUCCACUCACUGACUUGGUUUUCAAAAAUAUGGGUGUGACUGAUGAUGUGUCAAAAGGAAUUGGUAUUAAAAAAAUGAUACAAGUUAAAGGAGAAGGCAACACAGAAGCUGAAUCAAAAGAAACACACGUCAAUUUAAUUUUAAACAAAUCUACGAACAAAGUGUCAUUUGUGGAAGUUGGAGAAGAAUUUGUGAACGUUAUAUUCAGUUUCCUGACCUUGCCUCUUGGUUCUCUGAUCAAGCUUCAAACUAAGAAGUCGUUCUUGGAAUGUGUUGAUAACUUAUAUCAGAGUGCUGAAAAUUUGAGUUUGGACAAUUUCAAAUCUGAGGAGUGCAAAAAUAUUCUUAUCUCUCCUAAGCUCGCCCCCUUCUUUGGCUACACUGGCAGCAUGCUGGAGAUGGAUGAAAUUGCUCCGCGUGAAUCCUCUUGCCGUGGUUGUUACGUUUGCUGCUGGAGAAACGAUAAUACAGGUUGUUCAGUUUCAGAAUGUGCCCACGGUGUGAAGCAGGCAUAUUUUAGACUGUUAAACCCAAAAUCUCCAGAGGGAAGUACAGAAAUCGGUGGAGGAUAUGCUAAGGGAAAAUUCUUGGUGACUACUGAUCUUUGUGUGUCUCAAUUAUCUGCCUCUUCCUCAAUCCAAAUUAUCAAGAAUCAGGAUAUUUCCUUAAGCGAUCUAGUGAUGAAGAGGGCCACAUUCGGAGAAAUCCAGGCCCUUGAUCUACUUAGAUCUGCUGUAACUUCUAAAACUCCGAUUGAUGAUGUGCUAAAUACUCAUCAGAAAGCGAAAGUGAAAGAGGAAUUCGGUUGCUAAAGAAGAAAUUAAGUCACUUGAUUAUUACAUAGUUACCUUUUUACUAUGAUUUGUGAGUUUUGUGAACCAGCAAGUGUGUAACAAAACACUAUGAAAAUCUGGAACUCUUUUUAUUAUGUUGUUGUGAAGAUCAUAUGUUCGCUCUCGUUAUCAAACUAAUUUCUGCUGUAUAAA